CUUCUGCGCCUGCGCCAGGAGCGGCAGCAGCGUCAGCAGCGGCAGAAGAAGGUUAUACAACAAUAUUUUCAUUUCGAGUCUUUCUCGUCAGCGGUUGUCUUCAGUCCGACACAGCCAUGAACCCCGACAUUACGAAGGAGCGGAAUAACGCCACUUUUGACGUCGAGAAACUGACCCACAUUUUGGACGGUGCCCCAGAAAUCACCAAGAGAAGACGAGAAAUUGAGUCACUGGUUCUCAGCGACCCAGACUUUAAGGAGGAGGACCCAAACUUCCUGUCACGCAGUGAGCGCUAUGACCAGGCUGUUCGGAAAAGUGCACAAAUGAUCCUGAAGCUCAGAGAGUAUGGCAUUGCAGACCCAGAGGAGAUCUACUGCUAUAAGAACUGUGUGCACCCUGUCAGGCCAGAGCCCUUGGAUCUCCAUCUGGGGAUGUUCCUGCCCACAUUGCUCAACCAGGCCACCCCAGAGCAAAUGGACCGUUUCUUCAUGCCCGCCUGGAACCUAGAGAUCAUCGGCACCUACGCUCAGACUGAGAUGGGCCACGGCACGCACCUAAGAGGGUUGGAAACCACCUCCACAUAUGAUCCAGCCACACAGGAGUUUGUCUUGAACAGUCCCACAGUCAGCUCCAUCAAGUGGUGGCCCGGAGGACUGGGAAAGACCUCAAACCAUGCCAUAGUCCUCGCCCAGCUUUACUCUCAGGGAAAUUGUCGUGGACUGCAUGCUUUCAUUGUACCCAUCCGCGAUAUGAGCACUCACGUACCCCUGCCAGGUAUUGUGGUCGGAGAUAUCGGCCCCAAGUUUGGCUUCAGUGAAGUUGACAAUGGCUUCCUAAGGCUAGAGAACGUACGAAUCCCACGGGAGAACAUGCUGAUGAAAUAUGCCAAGGUGGAGCCAGACGGAACCUAUGUGAAGCCACCAAGUGCCAAACUGACCUAUGGCACCAUGGUGUUCAUUCGCUCCAUGAUUGUGGGCAAGUCAGCUGAGGCCGUCGCCAAGUCAUGCACGAUCGCCAUCCGCUACAGUGUCGUUCGACACCAGUCUGAACUCCGACCAGGAGAGCCAGAGCCCCAGAUCCUCGACUACCAGGCGCAGCAGUACAAGCUGUUCCCUCUGCUGGCUAUGGCUUAUGCCUUCACUUUUGUGGGCCAGUAUAUGAAGGAGACCUACCAGCGCAUCAGCGGAGACAUCAGCCAGGGAGACUUCAGUGAAAUGCCUGAGCUCCAUGCCCUGUCCGCGGGUCUGAAGGCCUUCACCACGUGGGCAGCCAACUCUGCUAUUGAGGUGUGCCGCAUGUCAUGCGGUGGCCAUGGCUACUCUUGCAGCAGUGGCUUGCCUGACAUUUACGUCGAGUUCACGCCUACUUGCACCUAUGAGGGAGAGAACACCGUCAUGAUGCUGCAGACUGCAAGAUACCUGGUGAAGAGCUACCGGCAGGCUAAGGAUGGCCAGCAGCUGAGCGGCAUCGUGUCAUACCUGAGUGAAGCAGAGCAUCGGAGGGUGCAGCCCCAGCCCGUCGCCGCCAGACCCACCGUAGUGGACAUAAAUGACCUGUCUAGUCUGGUGGAGGUCUACAAAUUACGAGCUGCCAUCCUAGUAGAGCUGGCAAACAAGAGCAUCCAGCAGGAGUUGCAGCAAAGGAAGAGCCAGGAGGACGCCUGGAACAACAGUGCUAUCGACCUGGUCAGAGCCUCAGAUGCCCACUGUCACUAUGUUGUAGUGAAGCUCUUCACUGACAAGCUUGGAAAGACCAGUGACACAGCGAUACACUCGGUGCUGUCAACCCUGGCGCUGCUCUACGCCCUGAAUGGCAUCAAACAAAACUCUGGAGAUUUCCUACAGGCUGGACUGCUCAGUGGGCCCCAGGUACUGCAGAUCUCUGUUCGAAUUAAGGAGCUGCUGUCUCUGCUGAGGCCCAACGCCGUGGCGCUUGUAGAUGCCUUUGACUUCCAGGACAAGAGGUUGAAUUCAGUCCUGGGAAGAUAUGACGGAAAUGUCUAUGAGAACUUGUUUGAAUGGGCUCGCUGCUCACCCCUGAACUCCACCGAGGUCCAUGAAUCCUUCCACAAGUAUCUGAAGCCUCUGCGGUCCAAACUGUGAGCUGACCCUUUCACCCUGAUUCCUGGCUCCAACCUUUCAACUCUGCGUUAAUAGGCACAACCGUAAUCAUACUAACCCAUCAUAUAUCAGCCCCAUGAUGGUUUUCAGUUGUCGUCAGCUUGUUUUUGCCAGGCCAUCCUGAGGGAAUCUAGACUUACCUUCUCCACUCUACUUCUCUUUGUGGUGAAUUAUCCUCUUUAGAGGCCAAUGUAGACAGCAGGCUUGGCCUCUCGGGUGAUGGAGGAUGAUGGGGUAAAUCACAGUGGAUGAUAAAAAGCUUGUAAAGCUUAUGACGGACAACCUUAGAUUGUUUUCUAAUUCAUCUAAUGAAGUCAAUAUUUUGAGUCAGAAAUGGUAGCUUUGAAAAUACUGAAAAAUAAUCAAGAAUUUACUGUUUUAGAUUUCCAUGUUUUCUGUAGAGAAUUUUUAAUUGUAAAGUGUCUUUUUUUCCACAUCGACAGAUAGUCUAUAUGAAUUGUGUCUUUUUUUGUAAGACCAGAAUGUUAUUAUGAAUCACAUAAUUUUAGAGGAAACAUUCUAACAGCAAAAUCAGUUUUGAUUGUUUUCUCUGACUUCAUGGACCAACAUGCUAUAUGAAGAGGCGCUAAUUGUUUCAUUCAUUUCUCCGUGACUUUUAUCAAUCGCUGUAAGCAUCCACGAGGAAUUGGUUCGAAUUUUCUUCUUCUCAAGUCUGCUGCAACCCCCGACCUCUCUGUCAUAAUUACACCAUAAUUAAUUGGUACAAACUCAAGAUAAACAGUUCAGAGCAGAUGUUCAACAGAAACAUCAACUAAUAUCUUGGUAAAAUACUGAGAUUAAUCCAUUUUAAAGUUUACAGUCCAUAAAAUCUCUCUCUCUCUAUAUAUAUAUAUAUAUCACUUAUCAUGAGUGUUGCUGAAUAUUAACUGCGUCAUACUUGACCGAUCGACAGAUUCUGGUCUGAGUCACCACGUGCUUCUGAAUGUGUUUGUGUGACAAAGAUUUUGUGGCAAGGUGAAAUGUAUCGAGUGUGUGAAAAGCAUUUGUUAGGACAUGAAGUAUGAAUUUCUGACGGUUAUUGAGUGUUUUAAUGAGGCCACGCACGCACUUUUUCCAUGCAUUAGUGCCGUGUGGGGUCGAUAUAAAGAAGGGUCACACCCCAGCCGACAUCUGGAUGACGAUCACAUUUCAAACUUUAAACUUUCAUUAAUCUGUUAAUAACUCUGCAUUGUUCAAAUCUAAAUUGCUGAAUUAUUCAUGUUCAAAUAUGAUUGAAAUAUGUUGAAACUGGAUGACUCUUUCGCCUCCCUAGUAUCAGGAUCAGUGGAUUUGUGCUCUUGGUUCAUGUCAACCUACAGGAGUUUAUUUUGCUCUGUGAGCAAAUCUAAACGUUAGAUGCUGAGGCUGGUGACUAUAAGUAGCAAUUUGUGACAGUACACACAUGAAAAUGGGGAGCUUUAAUCUCAAGCCUUAAUAGGAACUGUAAAAAUGAUUUGUGGUAUAAUAUAAUGUGCCUGAGGAAUUUUGUCUUUCCGUUAUCCAACUUGACAAAGUUCUUGCAAAGUCCAUAGCAUUUCAUUUCUGUAUUUACACUGACUUUAAAUCGUUUAAUUUCUGCUGCAGAGGCAUAAUUAUUAAUAUGUAUUGACUAAGCUGUUUGUUAAUCAUAUUUGUGUGAUCAUUUGUUUAAUAACAACGGCAACAACUUUGCACAGUGGUAUUUUGAUGGUUGGAAAGUAAUUUGAUCUGUAAGUUAUAUUAAUAAAAAUGUAAUAAUCA
Scophthalmus maximus (turbot) is the source of this 3860-nucleotide messenger RNA. It is a transcript of the gene acox1, whose product is annotated as acyl-CoA oxidase 1, palmitoyl. NCBI's taxonomy places the organism in Eukaryota, Metazoa, Chordata, Actinopteri, Pleuronectiformes, Scophthalmidae. Gene Ontology annotation, biological process: fatty acid beta-oxidation using acyl-CoA oxidase; lipid homeostasis; very long-chain fatty acid metabolic process. The transcript is spliced from 14 exons. Gene Ontology annotation, molecular function: fatty acid binding; FAD binding. Gene Ontology annotation, cellular component: peroxisome. Bases 117 to 2102 code for a protein of 661 amino acids. The record is from RefSeq and is a predicted model, not a curated record.